This is a messenger RNA of Penicillium malachiteum, 2130 nucleotides long. RefSeq lists its product as uncharacterized. Bases 1 to 2130 code for a protein of 709 amino acids. Gene Ontology annotation, biological process: DNA-templated transcription; regulation of DNA-templated transcription. The transcript has 7 exons. Gene Ontology annotation, molecular function: DNA binding; zinc ion binding; DNA-binding transcription factor activity, RNA polymerase II-specific. The record is from RefSeq and is a predicted model, not a curated record. Lineage: Eukaryota; Fungi; Ascomycota; Eurotiomycetes; Eurotiales; Aspergillaceae.
AUGAUGAGCAAGCGCUCAUUCGAGGAUUCAAGGGAUGGGUUAUCCGAUCAUAAUGGUCUGCCCAUCCAAGAUCUACUCUCCCCUGAUGAACAGGAAGCUGCCGCCACCGGCAAUUCAAAAAAGCCCCGGAACUUCAUCGCCACGGUGGCGUGUGAGACCUGUCGGUUGAAGAAAACAAGAUGUGACGAAUCAAGGCCGAAAUGUGGACUUUGCAAGUCCCUGGGUCUAGAUUGUGUCUACAAUGAGCGAAAAUCAUCAAAACGAGACCAAUCACUCACAAUGAUUAUGAGUACAUUGCAUCGACUAGAGACUAAGUUGGAGAGCAUUCCAAAGUCUGUAGUCAAUGAUCUUCAGUCUCUCCGAGGCCAGAUGCGUCAGGUCUCGGGAAAUGGGCUAGAAUCGCAUCAGUCGCCCGCGUUUGUGAGCAAUAGUCGCCGCAUUACGGCUAUGUCAUCUUCUUUUACCCCUGCUCGGGAGGAAGAUGAAUUCGAUUGGGAAGAUAGAGAGCCUGCUCCAGAUCAAAAUGGUCGGAUCUCUAUCUCAUUCAGUCAGCACGGAGUCAUCCUCUGGCCUGGUGCGCGCCAAGUUCUUCCCGAUCAGCUACUGGGGGCCUAUGAAUUGCUGGGUAAGAACUACGUCGUUGAAUUAGAAUCUUCACGGCGACCAUUGCCAAUGUUUACAACGCCAUAUCCUGUGCAUGCGGGGAGCCAAUGGCUCGAGACCGUACCUUUUUCCAUGGUCAAAGGCCUGGCAGAUGCAUUCUUUAGUGUCUUCAAUCCCUUUACACCAGUUAUGGACAAGAGCUUUUUCUUCUCGUUUACCGUUGGUACGGCCCUCGAAACAGGAUUCGGGUAUACGAUGGAGAGUUGCGUUGUUCUAUGUGUCAUGGCCCUGGGUUGUUUGGCGGUUCUUGCCCAUCAAGAAGGUAACUACCCUUUACCGGGAACCCAAAGUCAUCGAUUUGAGCCUCCCGAAUGGAUGAAUGUGGUUAUUGAAGAGCAGCCUGGUCUGCGCUUUUUCAACGAAGCCCGUCGACGUAUUGGAUUCAUGAUGUGCGACAAUGACCUCCAAAGUUGUCAAUUCUACCUCCUUUCAUCUGUAUACUAUGGCCAAAUCCUACGUCCCAUGGACUCUUGGGCAAUGAUUCACCGGGCCGCAACUUGUUGCUUGUCUAUGUUAACCAAUCACAAUGUCAAUUUUGAUGAGUGGGAAGGCGAUAUGAAAUCCCGGGUCUACUGGAACUGUCUCAUGAACGAGACCAUUCUUGUUCAAGAGCUUCAUCUCCCACCAAGUGGUCUCUCGAGAUUGGAAGAGCAGGUUCCGAUCCCAAAAUUCAUUGGCUUCGAGACGAAUGGCUACGGCUCCAACCGUUAUCCCUUAUCUAACGUGGUCGAUGAUUCAUUCUUCCAAUACCACUUUCUCGCCCAGGUCGCGCAUCGAAUUAUCCUCACCCGAAUCAGGCAUUCUCUCUAUUUCUAUUCCGACUCCGGAAAUAUCCCUCUCCCCGCUGUCAACACCGAGCUCCGCCAUCAACUUGAGCAAUGGCGUACCAACCUCCCCCCUACCAUUCAAUUCACCGACCAUGCUCUCCAUCCUUCGCAUCCUACACCUGGGGAUCACUCUAUGCAUCAUCCGUCUCCUGGAACACCUGCCUCACCACACCCAAUCUCCUCGCCACGACCCAUGGAUCCUAAUCGACCACUGUCCCCCGCAGUGGCGAUAACAGAUGCUAUGCUUCGCGGACGAUAUAUGAUUGCGCAAUUCCAUAUCGGCCGCCCAUAUCUUUACAAGGCUCUCCGCAUUCCGAACAAAUUAACCGAUGAUGAUAUUGAGCAGAUUAAGAGUGGAUUGCGAAAUGCUAUGGAUUGGCCUAUUACGCAAGGUAUCUUCCGAAAGAUGACGAGCUGCAUUCCGAUUAAGUUUGCCUUUUGCUCUCAAUUCUUCGGUCAGAUCCUACUAUUCUAUUGCAUCGCACACUCACCUAGUGCUCGCGUGCGUGAUACACUCCCCUUGGGCUGGGAACGAUGGAACGAUGAGAUGAUGCGCUUUUUGGAGGACUGCGCAAGGCAAAGUCCGGCUGUUGCGCAGGAUUUGGAGCUUCUACAGUCUCUGUGGCCUCAGCAUGAAUGA